Messenger RNA from Myodes glareolus (Bank vole), 3340 nucleotides. Lineage: Eukaryota; Metazoa; Chordata; Mammalia; Rodentia; Cricetidae. The record is from RefSeq and is a predicted model, not a curated record.
CUCAGGUCAGCAGCCAGUGCUCUUAACCACUGAACCACCUCUCCAGCCCGGGAAAUCAUUAUUAUUCCUAAUGCAACAUCACUUGAGAUCCAGCUCAGUGUUGAGCGCAUAAAUUAAGGCAAACAGAAUCUUAGGCAGGAAUACUAUUUUAGUGCACUUUUUUAAAAUUAUUUUUUUAAUUUAUUUUUCUCUCAUACAAUUCAUCCAGGCCGCAGCUUCUACUCCCUUCACUCCUCCCAGUGCCCCUCCCAAUCCCCCGGCCAAGUACACGCGUACAUACACCUCCCCUCUGUGAAGCAAGAAGCCUUUGGAAAGGCUGGCGCUCGUCCUGAGCAUCGCAACUUGUGAUUGGCUUAGACAACAUUUCUCCAUUGGCUCCCCACAUUGCCUCGCCUACUCCAUGCUUGGCUUCUUCUCCUUCCUUUGCCUAGUGGCUUGCGGGUUAGCAAACGUUUGCUUCUCUGCUCUGCUUGCUUCCUCUCUGCCCUUUUGGCCUUAGCACGGGACAUGUUGUCAUCCUUAAUCUGCUCUGUUCUCCUUGGCUUCGUGCUCAGCCUCCCGAGUCUCUGAGUCUCACGGUCGGUCAUCUCCUCGAGGUCUCAUCUGGACCCACGGUCUAGCCUUGCAUCUCGGUCGCCUCGCCUCAUCUCAGUCUCACCUUCCUGUGUGGUUUCACGUCCUGGUUUGUCUCUAAUCUACAGGUUUGUGCUCUGCCCAAUCAGCCAUGGAAGGUGACCGAGUGGACCCAGAGGGCAGCCUGGAUGCUGCCAGAGUGGAGGGAACAGAGGCCUUGCCACCCCCACUCCAGGCCUCAACUCCUGUAACUGCCAGGGCGCACUCAGUUGCCACGCAGGGCCGUUUGACAGGGAGCAAGACAAGGCUUCAAUGCCGCUCAGGAUCCAGGCUUCCUAACCUGGAGUGGGAGGGAGCCAACCAGGAGGAGCACCUCAUUCCUCUCUCGCAGCUGACUCCCUACAUCUCCUGUUACAUUUGCAAAGGCUACUUAAUAGAUGCAGCAACCAUCACAGAAUGUCUCCAUAGCUUCUGUAAAAGCUGCAUCAUAAAACAUUUUGAACAUAGCAACACAUGUCCAAAGUGUAACACUGUAGUGCAUGAGGCCAAACCUCAUAAUAACCUGAGGUUGGAUCCACAAUUACAAAGCAUAGUGUACAAAUUAGUGGCAGGUCUAGAGGAAAAAGAAGAAAAGCAAAGGCAUGAAUUCUACAACGAAAAUUGUCCGCAGCCAGGCCCUUCAAGCGCAGGGAACACUAAGGGAGUUGUAGAAUCCUGUGUUCAUUCAUAUGAACUUGAUACGUCUUUAGUCCUGGAGUCUAUGGGUACUAAUGCAGACAUUGAACAUUUUAAACCACUCCAGAUGAAAUUUGUGCGAGUCUCAGGAAAAGCAACCGUUGGACAUAUCAAAAAAUUUCUCAAAAGAAAAAUGGACCUUGCUGCAGUGUAUCGGGUAGAUAUCAUGUGCGGUGGGCAGUUGCUGAAGGACUUUCAAACUCUGCAAGAAGUCCAGUGUACAGUCGGGGAUGCUGGGAUGCAGGAUGGUCUGCUAGUCCUUUAUUACGGUAUUGUGCUUUCUCCUCCCAACGUGACUUGCUAGGAGGGACGGUAUGAAGGGACAGAAAGUAAGAAGGCCUCUGCAGAACUGCAUCUUACUGAAGAGUGCCAGGAAACAUGGAAUCCCUAGAAUUUGUACUGUUUCUGACACGCCUGUUUCCUGCAUCCGGAAUCCUACAUUUAAGGCACAGCUUGGAACUAUGGGAUAGAAAACAAUGACUUUUUAUAUUCCUUGGGAUUCCAAGAACUGUGACGUUGAGAUAAGUUGUUGACCGUUUCCUCUUUGGUUGAGCCUGCUCUCUUUCAAGUUGGUUGAAAUUCUGCUGUUUGUGCUGACUUCCAGUGGUCGUCUUUUUGGAAAACAGCACACAAGAGGUUCAAGGCCUGUCUUCCUUAAGUUGCAGAGCAAACUCACAAAGACUAUAUUUGUUUUUGCUGCUUUUGUAUAUUGCCGUAAUAUUUUGAAGCUACUUGUUCUUGUAACUGACAGCACUCCUGAAGAGAUGUUACUCAGUUCUAAAAGGUAGGAGUUACUAUAUUAGGGGAAGAAACUGCCUCCAGUAGGGUGUAUAACUGAAACCAAAACCUUCAGUAUAGUAAGACUUCUUAACAUGCCUUAAAAUAAGAGGUGUUCUUCUUGACUUAUACAUAUAUAAGUUAUUAAAUAUACAUUAAACUAAAUAUAUAUGUUGCAUACACACCAUUGUUGCUAUCUGUGCUACUGGUGUAGUGUGACAUCAGGCAAAGAUCCCUGUAGAAUGAUUGCUGAUACCUUGUGAUGGUAAUGGUACCACUUGUGAAAUAGAAAAAUUCAAUUUAACUUCAGAUGUUUAUAGAGUACUUACUUAUUGUUUCUUCAGCAAGUCAGUUUUACUGAUUUAAUGUUUGCUGUCCGUUUUCCUGUUAUUUUGUCACUGGAAUUAAAAAAUAAGGUUGUUUGUAAGCUCACUUUAAUGUAGAGAAUUCAAUUUUAAACAGUCUUUUUUAUACCCCCCCCCCAAAUUCAUAUCCUGAUGCUUUCUAAAAGAUACCUUACAGGCUCUGUCUCACAGAAGGAAAAUUUUAAAGUCCGUAUUGGAAACUUUAAACAUUGGACAAAGAGUGGUAAUUGUAAAGAACUUGUGAACUCACUGGGUAUGGUGGUACACGCCUGUAAUCUCCGAAUUUGGGAAAGGAGAGUGGAGGAUCAGGAGUUCAAAGUCUCCUUCAGGCAUCACUAUUGGGAGAUGCUGAAAACUUUGAGAAGGCUGGGAGUGGGGACGGGAGCAUUAGGAGUGUAAGCUUGAAAGUCCAUUGUGACACCCUGUUCUCUUCUUUUGGCCACGAGUUGAAUGCUCCCUUCAUGUUGUGCUACCUCACCACAGUCCCAAAUCAACAGGAACAAGGAACCAAUGGACUGGAACUAUGGAAACUGUUUUCAGUGCGAUGCACUCAGAUUGGUACAGCACCCUGAUGUCUACCUCUCAAUGGGACAGCUCACAAGUGCCUGGCUCACUAGAAGACCUCCAUAGCUGGCAUCCACUGUGCAGACAGGCCGCAAGAAGGACCUUUUGCUUACAGCAUGACUCCAUGGAGCUUUGGCACCGAUGCCUGCCUAGUUGUUUUUGCUUUUUGGGUUUUGUUUCGGUUGUCUUGUCUUUUUCCCUGCCCACUGGUUGAGCAGGUGAGUGUGUAUUAUACAGGCUUCAGGUUGUUGUCUUUUCUCUUAAAUUUAAAGUCAUAUAAACUGAUUCUGUUACUUCAUGCAUGUGUCAUGUGUCUCUGUGUUGGU